This is a messenger RNA of Pantherophis guttatus, 1472 nucleotides long. Lineage: Eukaryota; Metazoa; Chordata; Lepidosauria; Squamata; Colubridae. The record is from RefSeq and is a predicted model, not a curated record.
GUUAGAGUUGGAGAGAUGGAUCUACAGGCUCCAAAAGGAAAGGAAUUAUUCAUUGAUGAAGAUCUAGUUGAAUGGCACCCAGGUUUUAACCAGGUUCUUCCAAUUUCUCAAUGUAAUGACCCUUGUUUCCCUGGAUCCUGGAAGAAAGGGAUUGAGGGAAAUCAGUUCUGCUGCUUUGACUGUGUUCCAUGCCCUGAAGGGAAGAUUUCAGAUCAAAAUGAUAUGGAUGACUGUUUUCCAUGUUCAGAAGAUCAUUAUCCCAAUAAAGAAAAGAAAGGCUGUAUCCUGAAACCGGUGGUGUUUCUAACAUUUGAAGAGCCGUUAGGAAUUGGUUUAGCCUCAGCAGCUCUUGGUUUAUUCUUCCUGACAUCUUGGGUACUUGGAACAUUUGUUAAGUACAGGGAUACUCCCAUUGUCAAAGCCAACAACCGAUCCCUCACCUACAUCCUGCUUGUCUCUCUUCUGCUCUGUUUUCUCUCCUCUUUCUUCUUCCUUAGCCGGCCUCACAAAGUAAUCUGCCUUCUUCGACAAUCAAUGUUUGGCAUCACUUUCUCAGUGGCCAUUUCUAGUGUACUGGCCAAAACCAUCAUUGUGGUUGUGGCUUUCAUGGCCACGAAACCAGGAUCUCAGAUGAGGAGAUGGGUGGGGAAAAGAUUAUCUUUUUGUAUUGUCCUUUCUUGCUCUCUCUUCCAGAUAUGUAUUUGUAUUCUUUGGUUGUCAACAUCUCCUCCAUUCCCUGAUUUGGACAUGCACUCUGAACUCCAAGAAAUGAUUUUACAAUGCAAUGAGGGGUCAGCUUUCUUCUUCUACUGUGUCUUGGGCUACAUGGGUAUCUUGGCCAUUGCCAGCUUUAUUGUGGCUUUUCUUGCCCGUAAAUUACCUGACAGCUUUAACGAAGCCAAGUUCAUCACCUUCAGCAUGUUGGCCUUUUGCAGUGUUUGGAUCUCCUUCUUUCCAGCCUAUCUGAGCACAAAAGGAAAAGCCAUGGUAGCUGUGGAGGUCUUCUCCAUCUUGUCCUCCAGUGCUGCAUUACUGGGAUGCAUAUUCCUCCCAAAAUGCUACAUCAUUGUUUUCCGGCCUGACCUCAACUACAGGGAGAAUCUCACAAAGAGAAAUUAGUACAUCAUGUGAUCUUUUUUUCUAGGUAAAAUUGCUGAAAAAAAGAAUAAAAAACUGUUUACAGUCUACAGGACUGUAGGAACAUAGUUUUGUUUUGUUUUUCUGUCAAGGAAGGAUUUAUGUAGGGUAUUUAAGAUGAAUUCAUCCUUAAACCCAUUCCAAAGUCAGUGCUCAGGUUGCUGCAUUUCUAUAAUUGUCCAGGAUUCUUUAACUUAAUCCAUUCUCCCUUUCAACACUCUUGCUGAACUUGACUUUGAUUUAGUUUUCUUAGUCACUAUUAGGAUAUUUCAGAUAUUGACUCAAAUGAUGUCCAAUAUUUGCAGAGACAUUUUUCUGGGUUUUACAGUUUCAAU